AUGACCCCUCGAAAUAAGCAGAGACACCUCUCAGUUCUGUCUGCUAACGUCAGAGGCCUCCGGACCAAUAUUGGUGAGUUGACUCACAUGGCCCUCAACAUCAGUGCCGAUAUAAUUGUGGCUACUGAAACUUUCCUUAAUGCAGAAGUAGAACCUGCUUUUGGUAAAAUACGAGGCUAUUCACAGUGGCAAAGAAGAGACAGAACAGGAAAGAACUUUGGAGGUGUAGCUGUGUGCUACAAAGAGAACCUGCAAAUUCAGCUGCUAACAGUCGACUUACCAGACUGGCUGGAAGCCAUCUUUAUGAAGGUCAUGCUGAAAUCAAAUGAGUCCCUACUACUUUGCGCUCACUACAGGCCGCAGUGGCAAGGCAGGGCACCGAUGGACUUCCUAACGGAAAAUUUAGACGUCCUUCAGGCUCGGAACAACUGUCAGCAUCUCUUAAUAGUUGGGGACCUCAAUCACCAUCUCAUCCAGUCAGCAUAUGAGGACCUUCUCACAGUUCACGGGCUGACAGAUUACGUCGAUUUCCCGACGCACAUCCUCGGUAGAUCUCUCGACCCUGUUAUAUCUGAUCUAACUGAGGACUUUAUCUCUUGCUCAUCGCUCGGCAAUAUAGGGACAUCAGAUCACCUUGCAGUUGUAUCACAUCUUUGCCUCGCCCCCGCAGCUGAUGAAAGGAGACAAAGAAAAACAUGGAUUUGGAACCAUGCAAACUGGCCAGGUAUGAAGGCAGAACUUCAGUCACAAGACUGGGAUGUUCUCCUGGUGGGGAAUGCAAACAACAAAGCAUCUUCCAUCAUCAGCCUCCUCACUGAAAUGCAGGAGAAAUACGUCCCUUCACGGACAUAUAUCACAGAACCGGGGGACCAAGCCUGGUUUGGCUACAGAUGUCAUCAAGCCUCCAAAAAGAAAUACAGAUUGUGGCAAAGGUACAAAGCCAAUCCCACAAGACACAAUAAACAUCUGUACAAAAAUGCUUGCAAAGAAAUGACAGCCACGUGCAAAUGGGCCCGCAACAGCUGGCAAGAGGAUACAAAGCGCAGACUGUCAAUUUUAGGAGCAGGCAGCAAGGAGUGGUGGUCGCUCGUCAAGGAGCACCAAGGGGAGACCCGGGAACCCACAAUGCCUCCACUAACCAAGCCCGAUGGAACAACUGCCUCGAGCAACCGGGAAAAAGCUAACCUUCUGGGAAGCAUGUUCAGUUGUAAAAUGACAGUGCCAGAUGCUAACAGGGCACCACCAGAGAUACCCUCAAUGUGUGCAGCUGAGUUAUCCCAGCCUUUAUCAUCUAUCUUCCAGUCGUGCAUUGAAGAAAGCUGCUGGCCUACUAUCUGGAAGGAAGCAAGAAUCCCAAGAUCGACUGCUGACCUUCUUCUACUGCUGAGUAAAAACUGGCAGGAUGCUCUUGAUGCCGGUCAAGAUACUCUGGUGAUCGCCCUCGACAUCGCCGGCGCCUUCGACCGAGUGUGGCACAGAGGGCUCCUAGCUAAACUACAAGCAAGAGGCAUAAGCAGUAACCUCUUGCGGCUCUUUGAUAAUUAUCUAACUGGAAGAACACUUAAAGUGGUCAUCGGUGGCCAGUCAUCCGAGAAAUAUCCGGUAGAGGCUUCGGUACCACAAGGAUCUGUACUUGGCCCAAUCCUCUGGAAUAUUUUUAUUGAUGAUAUGCUGAGGGAACAUCCUGAAAUCAAUGCAUAUGCCGAUGACUGUACACUUUCUAUUUCAUACCAACGUGAGGACCAUGACGCUGUAGCAACGAAUAUGAAUUCAAAGCUGCAAGCAAUCUACGAAUGGGGAUCACAAUGGCAAAUAAGAUUUGCCCCCAACAAGACCCAGGCAAUGGUUAUAUCCCGCUCUCCAGCUGCAUCAGGCGUCAUGAAAGACACAAUCUUAAUGAACAACACCGCCCUCCCACUCGAGGACUUGAUCUCAGUCCUCGGUAUUGACAUAGACAGUGGUCUAAGAUUUAACAGACACGUCAGCAGGAUUUGCAAAACAGCUUCCCUGAAGGUGACAGCCCUUCGACGCAUAUCUCAUCUCCUGAAUCCUCAGGGAAUUCUCACGCUAUACAAGUCCCAGAUCAGACCACACCUAGAAUAUGCCUCCCAGCAUCAGCGCACCUUCUCUGCCAGAGCAGCACGUCUGUGGAAUGCAUUCACAUCCACCAUCGAUGUCGCCGAAAUGACAACACAACAAGUGAAGGCAGCGGCUCAGCGAUGGCGGUCGAGCCAGCCAUCACCUCUUAACCUCCUACACCCUCAUGGCGACACAUAA
Penaeus indicus is the source of this 2277-nucleotide messenger RNA. RefSeq lists its product as uncharacterized. NCBI's taxonomy places the organism in Eukaryota, Metazoa, Arthropoda, Malacostraca, Decapoda, Penaeidae. The record is from RefSeq and is a predicted model, not a curated record. The transcript is spliced from 4 exons. Gene Ontology annotation, molecular function: catalytic activity. Bases 1 to 2277 code for a protein of 758 amino acids.